Molecule: messenger RNA, 6380 nt
Organism: Oreochromis aureus
Lineage: Eukaryota; Metazoa; Chordata; Actinopteri; Cichliformes; Cichlidae
Product: leucine-rich repeat-containing protein 3-like
Exons: 2
Coding region: 854-1654 (266 amino acids)
Molecular function (GO): protein binding
Source: RefSeq, a predicted model, not a curated record
GGAGCGAGCGAGGAGAGCUGCCAACAGAACAGCAGUCCAAUCCACGCGCAGCCGGGACUCCUUCUGGCGCCAGGCGCGCGCGGUUCACUGAGAUUCAGAGAGAGAGAGCGACAGAGGGAGAGGCGCGUGACGAGUCGGAGCGGUGUGGCUCCUCGAGACCCUCGCUGGGACACCACCUCCUCCUCCUUCGCAGUGAUAGUCAACAAGUGCGGCCGUCGCGUUGCGUUUAAUUAGAAGAACCAACAUCAGCCGCAUCUGGAUUUCUCCUCGAGAUUUGGGAAGUUCCACGCGCACCGCUCAGGAACUUUCGCGCGUUUCCAGCCCCUUCAUAUACGGACACACUGAAGUAGUACUUUUUAAAAAUAAUGUGCUUUUUCUGUUUGCUUUCAAAGACCUUCUUUCUAAAGACCCGCACGCGAGUGUUUUGUUAGGUUGCCUUUCUGCCGAGGCUGGGUGGAAAAAAGUGGGUAAAAACCUUCCAGAAUCCAAUUUCCAGUGCACAACAUGGUGAGAGGAUUCCAGCGUUGCUUGGUUAGCUCCUAGCUCUCUGAAGCUUUUAACAUCCUCACAAUAAAACCUGAAAAUACAGGUCUCUGCUGGAAUAUGUUCAGCAAACAGCUCAAUUUUUGGAUGAGUGCCUUCGAAAUAUAUUUCAAAAGGUUAUAUAAAACUCUUUCAAAUCAAUUUUAAAGGAUUAUCUGGAGAUAAGCCCAGAUGCUUCUGUGAAUAAACUGAUCAUUUUGGUAUUUUUUAAGCGCUAAUGAAGCUGUGAUUAUCCUCAUUAAAUGCUGAGAAACAGGUGACAUUAUGUUUGCUUUUGCCUGACAGAACUUGCAGGAGGUCACUGCUGAAUAUGCAGGACUUAGCAGGGCCUGAUAUGCACAGGAAAUCCCUGAUCUUCAGCGGCUUUGCCCUCUUAUGGGGCUUGCUGUUUGGAAUAUUUUUCACAAGUGUACCAGUGGUAGCUUGUCCCACAAGCUGUCACUGCGUAGAGAAGAAUGGCUUAACCGUGGUCCAGUGUAUGUCUCGUAACCUGGAGAAGAUCCCUGCGGAUCUUCCAACAGAUACUGUUAUCCUGCUUUUGGCAUCCAACCACAUCACUCACAUCCCCCAUCAUGCCUUCAAGGAACUACACUACCUUCAGGAGCUGGAUCUGUCUAACAAUGACAUCAAGACCGUGGACGCUGGAGCAUUUCAGGGUGUUUUUGACAGCCUCCUUGUACUGGAUUUAUCAAACAAUCGCAUCAAAAGUGUCCCCAAAGAGGCAUUUGCCCGCCUACGAGCAAAAAUCAGCCUCUCGAACAACCCGUGGCACUGUGAGUGCACGCUGCAGGAGGUGCUGAGGGAGCUGCGGCUGGACCCGGAGACGGUGAAUGAGGUGAUGUGCCACACGGCGGUGCAGGAGGAAUAUGCAGGCAAACCAGUAAUCCAGGUGCUGGACUCAGGGAUCAACUUUUGCAACUUUCACCACAAAACAACUGAUGUAGCCAUGUUUGUGACCAUGUUCGGGUGGUUCACGAUGGUGAUUGCGUACGUCAUCUAUUACGUGAGGCACAAUCAGGAGGAUGCCAGGAGGCACCUGGAGUACCUCAAGUCACUGCCAAGCAGCUCACAGAUCAGCAAGGACUUUGACACCAUCAGCACGGUUCUCUAACAGGCCUGGUGACUCAGGAGGUGUAGUGUGUGUGUGUGUGUGAGUAAAUGUUUGGUUGUUCAGAUGUUCAGAAUGACUAAAAAGCUGUUGCAACACAUCAUCACUUAUGUUUUCAAGCACAUCAUAAUCAUUGGGUGUCUAUAAUAGAAAAUACUGAGUUGCCCAUAAGUGAUGUAUUUUACAUUAUUCCCAAACAUUUGCUUUGGUUUUAUGAAAUAUACGUAAAUUGUUAAAGCCCCCAACCAAACAAGGCAGCAAUGAGAGCACAAAGUGAGCAAAAUGCUGCUGAAAGUCACAAAUACACAAGGAGUAAUAGAUCCAGAGUGGAGAGAUGAAUGAUCCUUCCCUGGUGUCGAUCCUCCAUGUGAUUGAAUUUGGACUGAGAUGAAUGAGGAGGAGUACAGUGUCUCCCAGUUACUUUGUAUCGACUGAUUUAUGUUCUUUGUGUCACUCUGUCAAGGUGAAGGCUAUUUUUGAGACUCCUGCUAAUAUAUGAACACGAUCAAGAUGUUAAAAUUCAGUUUGCAUUGCACAUGCAUAAUGACCCCGCCUUCAGAAAACCUUUACACAUCAAACUGUUGGCGCAGGAAAUAAUAUUUUUUACUUCAUGAAGCAUCAUGUCAUGUUAAAGAGUAUUUAAACUAGGAAAGCCUGCCAUGCACUUGCAGCUCUGAUAUGUUUUUUUUGUAGAAGACUUAAUCCUUUCUGGUCUAGGUUUAAUGUCAAAGAAGGUGAAAGGCUCUGAUCCAACUUCUUUAUUAUGUAAGGAAGUGAAAUAAAAACAAAAUUAGCACACUACGGCGCAUCAUAUCUCUCAAAAUAUGAACUCAGUUUCUCCGAUCCCAAUGACUUUUGGAUUUUCACAGGUUGAUAUUAUAGGCAACAUACAGAAAAUGCAAAAAUAUCUUUACGCACACUCUAUGUUGCAUCUGUUUGUAUUUUAGCUGCCUGGUCUCAGCAGUCCAUGAUUUAUUUUGCAGUGUACAUGGAUACAAAUUUUCAGUGGAUCUUAAUUGGAAGUAUGUUUCAUUUAUGCACCUCUUAAAUUUCCCAGAUUAUACUGUAAUCAGACUGAUCACUAAAGUAACACAGAAAAUUUCUUAUUGAUAAGCUAAUCUCUAUUGUAUGACUCUCGGUCAGUUAUACCUAUUGCUAUAACACCCCAGAUGUCAAACUCAUGGUUUCAGAAUUGUAGUCCACCGACGAUCAGAUGAUGUCACAGCGGCCACGUCCAUCUCCUAUACACCACCCAUGAUUUCAUCCCAAACGUUGAUCUUUUUCAGCCAGUGAAUUAAAUUCUGAAGUGCAAAAAUAAUAACAAAUAUGCCCAGAACUGUAGUUCUUCACCCAUUCAAAAUGGACAUAAUUCAGUUCCUGUUCAUUUACAUAGUCUUCAUAAUUUACCUGCGGAUUCAUUUUACAAACUGCUGCCAGGCUUUGUUGCACAUUUACACACAAAAUAAUUAAAGAUUUGUACAUUAAUGUGAAUUAAUAAAUUCAGUUCUUUCAUUAACUGACAAGAACUGCAAUACUGAUGCAAAAUGACCUUUCCUAACUUAGUUUUUUGCUCCAAAGGGUUUCAUAAGAACAGUAAAGUGGAACUGAAUACUUAAUCUGGAAUUAUUCUCAUACUAUGUCAUUGUCUUCAGGAAACUAUGCAGAUAAAGGUGUAACUUACAGAGACCCAUUUAAUAUCUUUAGUUUGUGAUUCUUCACAAGAAUGUGUCCUUUUGUGCAAUCAAGAUCAGUGAUGGAUCAUGGGGCAGAUAUUUGGUCAAAUAUUCUGAUAGCAAUGCUUUGCUGUCCCUUGUCCCUUAAGAAUCACGCAAUGGGAACUUCUGUCACUUAAAUGCAUCUAAAACCAGAUAACUGAUGAUUGGGUUUAGACACAGUGGCUACAGCUAAUGAGUACAACAUGCCCAGCUGUGUGAAAUAAGGUGAGGCCUUAUUUCCAUUAUUAAAUUAAGUCUGAAGGAUAAGUUUAUCAUGAAUCGGAGACAUCAGAGAAUUCACUGAAAACUAAAUUCCUUUUCUGUCAGUUUGUCAUCCUCGUGUGUUGCUUUUAUCAAUCUUUUAUUGAGAGUCUCAUGAGUUUUGCUUUUAUCUGCUGGCUUCACAGCCUCACGGUAAAGAGGCAGAAACAGCCUGAACAGCAUCACCAGAGUAUAUUCUGUCUGCAGCCAAUAAAUCCCCCAAACUGCAAAACAUUAGGCAUGUUCUGAACAUGCGAUUAGAGCCGUUUUACCUGUUUGUAAAAAGACUUACUGUUAAUUCAUACUUUGCAACUCAGAAAUUAAAUGGUUUGUAAAUUAUUAUUUUUAUUUCUUUAGUCCUUGCUGGUGAUUUAAAAAUACUGUCUUCAUUCAUUUAUUUUGCCUAAUCAUGGUGUUUAUUUUGGUUUUUGCAAAGUUUAUUCCACAUUUCACUUAAUCUGUUUAUUACUGUACCAGAAACGUCUCCAAACAAAUUGCUUCUAUUGGGAUUAAUAAAACUGUUUAUACUAUAUUGUGUUGUACAGUACUGGUGGCCCAAUGUGCGCAAAUCUCAACAAUGUGUCUGCUGGAUCUGUGUCAGGCAGGUUGAUUUGGUCCUGUCAGGUUUGAAAUGGAAAACAAUGCAAGUAGCAUUUCCCUGCAGCCAUAUCUCCAGACUCUCUGUCCAGAUUAUAAAAACCAAAUUACUGAGCUAAAACGCCCAUAGUCUAGUCAGAAAUCUCCAGAUGUUUGUCACUGUGAGGGAGCCCUUCUGCAUUCCUGCAUUACACAACCUUCCGAUUCAAGGUUAUACUAUUUUGUGAUAACCUGACACAGUAACAGUGGCCUGUAUAGAGGGCAGGAAUUCACAGCUACAAGGUGUUGAGAAUAUUUCAUGGGGGUUUGACAAACACACUCUGACACAAAUAUGGUAAUGAUGCUGAAAAUGGCUUUUGUUUGCUAAAAAAUUUACACCACUUCUAGUUAAGUAUUCAAAUGUUACACAGGCGUGCUAUAAUAUAUGUGCACAACAUACAGAAACCAAGUUGAGCUAAGUACUUCAUUACGUCUUAGGUCAGGCAGUUAAUCAGUGCAGGUAAAAGAAAAAAGCCAUCACAAAAUAACUUUAAUAUACAAAUAAAUGAAUACAGCUUUGAAUCGCAAUUUUACAGUCUAACUUCAAGGUUUGUAUGAAUAUGUGUGCUGGGUGUUGCUGUUUGUUACUGUCAAGCAUCACAUAUUAUCAGUUACCUUACGCCUCAGUCAUACAGGCCAUGAAACUGGGUGGUGACCCCCUGGCAACCACUGGCCACUAGGAAAAAAUUGAUCUGGUGAGAGGUUGCUGACAGUUGCUAGGUUAAAAUGAUUGUAAAGAGGAAUGCAGUGCUGCAUCAAAAACCUGUAAUUGCAGCAGAUGGCCAUCGUCACACACAGUUGCCAUGGAAGACGUUGACAUGCCUCCAAACACUUGCCAACUACUCGCUGAACGUUAGUGAAAAUGUGAAAAGUCUGUUGCAACCCAGUGAUGGAGACUGUCCUCGGAGUAAAUCAUGGACCCAGGAGACAAAAGUACUUCACACAAAGCAAUGUAGCGAUUAGAGAUCGUAGAAAGUCUUUUCAAAAUGCUAUGUCUGAAAAAAAGUGCUGGAAAUGUGAAGUCGGUGGUGCCAAGAUUAAGGAUGUUGCUGUUCGAGAUAUGAUUUGAGAAUUCUUCCAGUGUGGAUGCAGCUUAAAACAACACUUUUAGGCUGAAGGCAAAUGUUUUCUGUUUUGUGUUAGACUUCUUUGAGUUUAACUCUAGCUUGGUGAGUAGUUGGAGUGUUUGCAGACAAGACAAUAACAGGGAGGUGAUUGGAGCUUUUUGGUGCAGCACCCUCUUAGCAAACUGUUUCACCUAGUGAAAGCCAGCGACCUCCAGCAACUACUUGGCAACCAGUUGGGGAACACUCUACCAGUAGUUGCCAGAGGAUUGGCAACCAGUCUUGAAGCCAGUGUGACUAAAGGUUUAAUUAGCAUGCUUUAGGCUCAUUACCUUUUUUGAUUGUAGCAUACAUGUGUUUGGACACAAACUCAACAGGAUUUUUUUUUCUGGUGGUUUACUUUGUUGGUCAGGAGUUGAUUGUGUCCAAGUACCUACUCUCUGGGAUUUCUACACCAUAGCACUGUGCACUGUGCGUUAAGCCCUCUCGCUGUCCAUCCUCACCACUGCAGAAACAAAAACAUCUUCUGUACUUUCCUCAUGUAGUGACUCCCACUCACGUAGUAGUUCAAACAGGUUAAAAUAAUCACAAAAACACAAGUACUCGACCUACUCCAGGUGAAGAUUUGUGUUUAAUUUUGCAUAUUGUCAUUCAGUUUUUAAACUACUGUAAGUAUCUUUGUUACAAACGUGUCUGUCUGUGUAGUUUUGACCUGUCAUAUAACAAUGUUUGUGCUGGCCAAUGUGUAUAAAACUUUUCUGAACAAUUUUCUGAAGGAAUGCACAUGCCAUCUGUGUUGUUAUUUUGUAAAAUAUGUCUCUAGUUAAAUCAAAGUGUUGAGGUGUCUUUAGGAAAUUGUACCUGUCAGUUUUCUUUUCUUCGUUAGUAGAAGAAUAAGUCUAUGAGCUGUGUAUUUCUGUGAUGGAAAUGAAAGGGCUCUGAUAAUCAUAGAGAUUUUCUAUCUGUUUCAGUAAUUACUGUGUUUGUUUUGUUUCUCUAAAUUAAUGGACACCUUACCAGCAUUUCAAAAAUAAACAUUUCUUUUCAAACAUG